AUGUCGUCUCUUUACUAUAAAAAGCUGCGGAAACAACAAAACAAUGAAUCAAGCAGUAGCGAAGAUUCAGAUUCAGAUGUUGAAGUACCGACAAAGAAAAUUAAAGUCACACAGGUAAGCGAGUGUUUCGUUGAACAGAAAACUUGAAAAAGGCAACUUUCAGCCGAGAGUAGAAGAUGUUUCUGUUGGUGCUGAUGACUUAUUUGUGAUUGAUCGAGAUGCUGAUGAAGGUGCAAAAGGAACUUCCGAAAUUCUUCCUCAAGAUCUCUUGGGAAAUUCGCAUUUACAGCCUUAUGAGAUGGAUAAAGAUUUGAAGAAAUUAUUGGAGAAAGCUAUUACUGGUCCUAAAUUUGAAGCAAAUCAUCAACCACAAGUUCGUUUAAUGGGUACAAAUGCUCAAGCUCGACUUCGAAAAACAGAAAGAGAAAAAACAAAAGGAGAUCAAUGGUUCAAUAUGCCAGCAACUGAAUUAACCGAAGAAAACAAACGAGAUUUGGAAAUGUUGCAAAUGCGAAAUGUUUUAGAUCCAUUGGCACAUUAUAAACGAAAUGAUAGAGGUGUUCUUCCAAAAUAUUUCCAAGUUGGAAAAGUUGUUGAUGCUCCGGAAGAUUAUUAUUCUAGUCGAAUGUUGAAAAAAGAACGAAAGAAGACUAUGGUUGAUGAAUUAUUGUAUAAUGAAGAAUCAUUGGUAAAAACAAAGAAGAAGUAAGAUAAUUUAGAUAUUUGUUUUGGAAAUAUUGUGUACAAAUUUUCAGGUACACCGAAAUCAAGCAAGCCGAACAAAAGAAACGGCGUGGAGCUUUUCAAAAAUUCGGCUACAAAAAAUCGCACAAACAACAAAGGGAAGGAAAAAAGAAGUAG
This is a messenger RNA of Caenorhabditis angaria, 861 nucleotides long. The record is from the annotation of a GenBank genome assembly. Lineage: Eukaryota; Metazoa; Nematoda; Chromadorea; Rhabditida; Rhabditidae.